Molecule: messenger RNA, 1652 nt
Organism: Humulus lupulus (European hop)
Lineage: Eukaryota; Viridiplantae; Streptophyta; Magnoliopsida; Rosales; Cannabaceae
Product: teosinte glume architecture 1-like
Exons: 4
Coding region: 221-1525 (434 amino acids)
Cellular component (GO): nucleus
Molecular function (GO): DNA binding
Source: RefSeq, a predicted model, not a curated record
UUUAAUUACUGGAUUCUUCCAACAUGAUCGACUUUCCAACCAUCGUUUUGACCUUCUUUGUUAUUGGGGGGAAACAAGGAUAUUAUGCUUCUAUAUAUAUAUAUAUAUAUUUACUAAACCAUUUCCUUGGAAGUUUUCUUAAGUAUAUCUAACUACUGGGAUAUAUAUCAUAUGUAUAUAGCUUAAUCUAGAAAAGUUUAUAGUUAACUUAAAUGAAUAUAUGAUAACUACUUCAAUGCUCAUGAAAGGAGGGGACCGAAUUGAGGAAAUAUAUGGUGCAUUAAUGGACUGGGACUUUAGAGAGUUUGGUUGGGAGGAGUCAACUGAGUUGGACCCGAAAGAAGAUGAUGAUGAUGAUUUGGUAUUUGACUUCAUUAGCUCAGGAAGAACAACAACACAGAAGAGUAGUAGUAGCAGUACUACUACUACUACUACUACAGCUCCAUCUUCGGAGGGCUUAAAGCUGGGUUCGACCACCACCAUGACUGACCCAACUGAGCAACAGUCGUUGAAAAGACCAAACCAAGUCUUGGGGGACUCAAAUUUGGCCUCUUCACCAUCUGGGUCAUCAAAGAGGCUUAAUGGUGGUGCUCAAAAGCUGUCCUGCUUGGUCGAUGGUUGCAGAGCAGAUCUCAGCAAUUGUAGGGAAUAUCACAAGCGCCACAGGGUCUGCGAGCGCCAUUCCAAAACCCCAAUUGUUGUUGUUAAGGGAGAAGAGAAAAGAUUUUGCCAGCAGUGUAGUAGAUUCCACUCUUUGGGUGAGUUUGAUGAGAUCAAAAGGAGCUGCAGAAAACGCCUGGAUGGACACAACAGGCGCCGGAGAAAAUCACAGCCUGAACCUCUCUACUUCAGCUCAAAGGGCUUUCUGUCUGGUUACAAAGUCUGUACUUUUGGAUGUUCAGGCCCCAGAAUCUUGCAUUUCGGGAGUCCACAAAUAUAUGCAGCCACAAGUGUGAAAAGUUUAUGGCCAAUGGAUACCAAAACUGGAGGACAAGAGUCAUGGAUUUAUAGUCCUCCUCUUCCUCACAAACGUUUCCAGGUUAACCAGCAAAGCCCUUCUCCAACUCCCUUUAAUGGAGGUGAUAAAAGGGUCUUUUUCUUGCAGAAAAAUGACCCCAAACAAGGCAACCAAACAUACCCUGAAGCUAUUCUCUGCCACCCAUCCGAGCCACCAGGAAAAGGAAGGGAAAAAAGCCACAUACUGUCCUCUGAAGAGAUAUCCCUACCCAUCGACUCGGGUGGUCGUGCCCUCUAUCUUCUGUCAACAAAUCCAACACAGCUCUCUGGUGUGAACCAGAUGGGGCAACACAAUGAAAGUUUCCCAUAUCCAUUUCAGCUCCUUGACCACAAUGAUGGAAAGGACAAGCCUUUGGAUCAUCAUCAUCAUCUUUAUCAUCAUCUUCCAGCUUAUGAUGUCAACAAAUCCAAUAUUUAUGGCAAUAUGAUGCUUAGGAUGGGACCAGAAGACUGCUUGGAAAAUGGGGCUGCAGCAGCACUGCAAAUGCUUCCAAUUUCGUUGGAGUAAUUGGCUUUGGCUUAUGAGGUUUAUGUCUUGAAAUAUUAUGUUUUAUGUUCUGUUUUAAGACUCAGUUUUUCUCUGAGAGCUUCAAUAAAAGCUACUUGUCAACUUGCCAUAUUUACUCGGACAAGAA